This is a messenger RNA of Oryza sativa Japonica Group (Japanese rice), 3885 nucleotides long. Its product is annotated as putative kinase-like protein TMKL1. Gene Ontology annotation, biological process: protein phosphorylation. Gene Ontology annotation, molecular function: ATP binding; protein binding; protein kinase activity. The record is from RefSeq and is a predicted model, not a curated record. Lineage: Eukaryota; Viridiplantae; Streptophyta; Magnoliopsida; Poales; Poaceae.
GGGGAGGGGAGGGGAGGGGAGAGGAGAGGAGAGGAGAGGAGGUCAGGCGAGGUCUUGGUCGUCGAAGUCGUCGGGGAAGGAAUUGAAGAAGUCGGCAUCGAUGGGAAGGGAGGAGGAGGGCGGGUGGCGGUCGUCGGCGUCGACCUCCAUCAUGCCCAUGCCCACGGCGGAGGCGGCCUCCGACUCCAUCUCCCCCGGUGAGUCCUCCCACUCGUUCACGCCGCCCGGCGAGCUCAUCUCGAUGACUCGAUUAAUCCAACCACUUUUGGAAUCUUGGAUUGGAUGAUUGGAUUUCCGAUCCCCAAUCUCCUCCUCCUCGCUUUGCCUCCUCCACUUCAACAACGACUUGUAGUUGUAGGUAGGGAGGGAGGGUACACCACAGCAGAGGCCACCAGCCGGCGUCGGCAUCCAACUCCAAAUGCUUUUCUUCCUUUCUGGCCUUUGUGUGUCCAAUAUUAAUUGCUAGUGGACUCGACUAGACGUGAGGCCCAUUUGUUGGCAAGUUUCUUCCCUUGUCUCUCUCUUGUGAGACGAAUCUUUUAAACCUAAUUGCUACAUGAUCUGAUAAUAUGGUGCUAUAUUUAAUAUUUACUAAUGACAGAUUAAUUAGACUUAAUAAAUUUAUCUCAUGGUUUACUGAUGGAUUCUAUAAUUAGUUUUUUUAUUAGUGUCCGAACACCCCAUACGACACGCUAUAUAAUAUUCGCUGCGACACGCCAAAACUUUAUGACUCUGGAUUUGAACACCACCUAAGUUGCCUCUUACUCCUAGUAUUAAUAUCCAAAAUACUGUAUCAAACACACCAAAUAAGCAAGUGGAUGGUGGUGGUGGUGGGGCAUCGGAGACAUACAGUACACGUGCAUUUCCCCAAGGAGAAAAGGAGGGCAGAGAUGGAGUGAGUGGCUUUGACUUACGACGAUAUAGCACUAGCAGUACUCGUACUCCUAAAUUUGUGUUGGUUUGUUGGACUAUCUAUGUGUGUAGUGCAUGUGCGCGUGCAAGCCGCAUUUUUGAAAGGAAUUAAUGUGUUUUUCUAUAAAAAGAAAAGGAGAAAAGAAAGAAUGAAGUUGCUUUAAUUGAUGAAGUUGUCUUGUGGGGUAGCAGCACUUUGAAGUGGUCGCUGUUCCCAUUGGUGUAUGUCGGUCGGAGCGGAAGACAAUGCUUGAUGGCCAUGUGACAGUAGAGUAUAUAAGAUGCCAGUCGUAAGAUGUUACUACUCGUACGUAGACACACGGAGUAUGGCAAGCAAUGCAAAAAUGUCCAUUGGUUAGCAAGACUAGUGCUAGUGUAGUAUAGUCUGUGGAGGAGUAUUGACACCCCUUUAUUAUUUGCAUUGCACUACUCACACUCAGCAAGCAUUGUCUUUCACUUGAGUAGUACUAGGAGUGGUGCUCACUUGCACACUAUUUCACUCCACUGCUCCAGUCCACAGUCCAGUGUGUUCACCUGCUCUACCCCAAGCCCAAGGGAAUUGAAGCAAGCAGAUGAGAUGAGAUCUGUGAUGAUGUGCUGCCUCCUCCUCCUCCUGGUCUCUGCCGCUGCCGGGGCCGAGGGCAAGUCGGAGGUGGCGCUCCUCCUGGAGCGCGUGAAGCCGGCGCUGCAGGGGGAGGGCGAAGUAGGAGGGAACGCGCAGCUGGCCACCUGGACCGCCUCCACCCCGCUCUGCCAGUGGCGCGGCCUCCGCUGGUCCACCGCCGCCACCCUCCCCCGCGAGCUCCCCUGCGGCAACCUCUCUGCAGGCCUCGCCCACCACCCGGUCCCGGACGACCUCCUCCUCCUCCUCUCCAUCCGCCUCCCGGCCUCCGCCCUCGCCGGCCACCUCCCUCCCGAACUCGCCGCUUUCUCCGCCCUCGCCUCCAUCUUCCUCGCCCACAACUCCCUCUCCGGGCCCAUCCCCCUCGCCCUCGGCAACGCCCCCGCCCUCUCCCUCCUCGACCUCGCCUCCAACCGCCUCUCCGGCUCCCUCCCGCUCUCCAUCUGGAACCUCUGCAGCGGCAACGCCCGUCUCUCCCUCCUCCGCCUCCACGGCAACGCCCUCCACGGCCCAAUCCCCGACCCCGCCGCCCUCGCCCCCAACACCACCUGCGACGCCCUCAGCCUCCUCGACCUCUCCGCCAACCGCCUCUCCGGCCCCUUCCCCUCCUCCCUAGUCACCACCGCCUUCCCCGCCCUCCGCUCCCUCGACCUCUCCGACAACCGCCUCCACGGUCCCAUCCCGCACGGCCUCGCCCCCAUCCACUCCCUCAACCUCUCCUACAACAACUUCUCCGGCCAACUUCCCCCCGACCUCGCCUCUCUGCCGCCCGACGCCUUCCUCGCCAACAGCCCCGCGCUCUGCGGCCCGCCGCUGCCCCACCACUGCCUCCCCAGCAACCCCCUCACCUCCUCCGCCGUCGCCGCCAUCGUCAUUGCCCUCAUGGCCGCCGCCGUCGUCCUGGCUUCCCUCUCCAUCGGCUGGGCGCAGGGCCGUUGGAGGCGAGCGCCUUUGCCGCCGGAGGAAGGGACACUCACGGAGGACGGCGAGGGGAAGCUGGUGGUGUUCCAGGGCGGGGAGCACCUCACGCUGGAGGAGGUGCUCAACGCCACGGGGCAGGUGGUCAACAAGGCCAGCUACUGCACCGUCUACAAGGCCAAGCUGGCGGAGGGCGGCGGCAGCAUCGAGCUGCGCCUCCUCCGCGAGGGCUGCUGCAAGGACGCCGAGUCGUGCGCGCCGGCGGUGCGCCGCAUCGGCCGCGCGCGCCACGACAACCUGGUUCCGCUGCGCGCCUUCUACCAGGGGCGCCGCGGAGAGAAGCUGCUGGUGUACGACUACUUCCCCGGCAACCGGACGCUCCACGAGCUCCUCCACGGCCACGGGGAGCAGAGCCAGGGGAUGAGGCCGGCGUUGACGUGGGCGCGGCGGCACAAGAUCGCGCUGGGCGUGGCGCGCGCGCUGGCGUACGUGCACGCGGGGCACGGCGAGGCGCACGGCAGCGUGCGCUCGUCCAACGUGCUGGUGGACGAGUGGUUCGUGGCGAGGGUGGCGGAGUACGCAGUGCACCGGCUGCUGGUGGCGGCGGCGGUGGGGAAGGCGGACGGGUACAGGGCGCCGGAGCUGCAGUCGAGGGGGAGGUGCAGCCCGCGGACGGACGUGUACGCGUUCGGGAUAUUGCUGCUGGAGCUGCUGAUGGGGCGGAAGGCGUCGGGAGAGCUGCCGGCGGUGGUGAAGGCGGCGGUGCUGGAGGAGGUGACGAUGAUGGAGGUGUUCGACGCGGAGGUGGCGCGCGGGGUGCGUAGCCCCGCGGAGGAGGGGCUGCUUCAGGCGCUGAAGCUGGCGAUGGGGUGCUGCGCGCCGGUGGCUUCGGCAAGGCCCACCAUGGCGGAGGUGGUGCGGCAGCUGGAGGAGGUCCGGCCCCGGAACAGCAGCCGGCCGUCGGCGAUCUACAGCCCCGCCGAGCCCAGGAGCGACGCCGGCACGCCCACCGCCGCCGCCGUCUAAUUCCAAUAUAAUGUCGUCCCGACUCCGACCGUACAUAACAUACUCCAGUCCAGCUGGCCGGAGUAUCAUAUCAUAUGCGUGCAGUGCAGUGCAGGCGUCCAGCACUCCAGCUACAUAAUCCUACGUACUACUACUAGUAGUAGCUGCUCCUACGUACUCCGUACUCUACUGUACGGAGUACUACUAGUAGAUUUUCCUUUUCUCAACGCCUGUCUGCCUGCCCAAAUAUUAAUCCUCUCUUCCUAAAAACAUGACUCCAGUCCCCUACAAAAGGAUGAUCACUGCACUGAUUUGGAUAUCUGGGCAAACACAGCCUUUUGCCCAUUUGCAUUGCAUAUGCUUGGUUUCAUUAGUUUUAGGUCCUGUUUAGUUCGCGAAAAGAAAAUUUUUAAGCGUCAUAUCGGAUA